AUGCAUCACUGUAAGAGAUACCGGUCGCCCGAGCAAGAGACCUACUUGGGUCACAAAUGGAAGAGGAAGAGGUCUCGCAGCAGAGACUAUGAUGGAAGAUUGCGAUACCCUCCCCGGAGGGAUCUUGCAAGGAGAUCACGGUCUAGAAGCCAUGACAGGAUGCCUUACCACAGGAGAUACAGACGGGACAGCGACACCUACAGAUUUGAAGACCGAAGCCCGUCUUUUGGAGAGGACUAUUAUUCGGCCCGCGCACGAAACUGGCGGAGAUCCAGAGGCAGAGAGCAGCACCGCGCAAAGAAGCAUCAGCAUCACUGCCGGAAACGCAGGACCAGGUCUUGUAGCAGUGCCUCCUCGAGAAGCCAACAGAGCAGUAAGCGCAGCAGAAGCGUGGAAGAUGACAAGGAAGGCCACCUGGUGUGCAGGAUCGGCGAUUGGCUCCAAGAGCGAUAUGAAAUUGUCGGCAGCCUUGGUGAAGGCACUUUUGGCAAAGUUGUGGAGUGUGUGGACCACGCCAGAGGCAACUCUCAAGUGGCACUGAAAAUUAUAAAAAAUGUUGGCAAGUACCGAGAAGCAGCCAGGCUGGAAAUCAAUGUCCUGAAGAAAAUCAAAGAGAAGGACAAGGAGAACAAAUUCUUGUGUGUCCUGAUGUCAGACUGGUUCAACUUCCAUGGCCACAUGUGCAUUGCCUUCGAGCUUCUAGGCAAGAACACUUUUGAAUUCCUGAAGGAGAAUAACUUCCAGCCAUACCCUCUUCCUCAGAUUCGGCACAUGGCCUACCAGCUCUGCCAUGCCUUGAGAUUUUUACAUGACAACCAGCUGACUCACACUGACCUCAAGCCAGAAAACAUCUUGUUUGUCAACUCGGAUUUUGACACGUUGUACAAUGAGAAAAAGAGCUGUGAGGAGAAAUCUAUUAGGAACACAAGCAUCCGUGUGGCAGACUUCGGAAGUGCCACGUUCGAUCACGAGCACCACACCACUAUUGUUGCUACCCGGCACUACCGUCCACCAGAAGUCAUCCUUGAGCUGGGCUGGGCACAGCCAUGUGAUGUCUGGAGUACCGGCUGCAUUUUGUUUGAGUAUUACCGUGGCUUCACGCUCUUUCAGACCCAUGAGAAUCGUGAACAUCUUGUCAUGAUGGAAAAAAUCCUCGGGCCAAUUCCAUCUCAUAUGAUUCAUAAAACCCGGAAACAAAAAUACUUCCACAAUGGGAACCUGGUGUGGGAUGAGAACACAUCCGAUGGGAGAUACGUCCAAGAGAACUGCAAGCCCCUGCGGACAUACAUGCUGCAUGACUCAAUGGAACAUGCACAACUCUUUGACUUGAUGAGAAGGAUGCUAGAAUUUGACCCUUCCCAAAGGAUCACGUUCUCUGAAGCUCUCCUUCAUCCCUUUUUUGCUGGCCUGUCUGCAGAGGAAAGGAUGUUGUGCGGUCGAAGUGCAAGCCGGGACCUGAGCAGAUGACAGACAGCUGGGGUGGGUGAUUGCCUGCUGGAUUUGUAUAUACUGGAUUGGUCUAGAUGCUGCAGUUCAGCUCUGGUCACCCUCUUCUCUCACAGAGUUCAGAGGUACUGGUGCACACUGUGACAUGGACCCUGGAUAGCAGAGAGGAAGAAAAGCUACAUUGGAAAGCACAGAUUUGUCUAUUUAUAUGUUGUAAAGUUAAAAUAAAGUGUUUCUUAUUGUUUGAUACUUCCCUUGUAGGCACACAUAGGGUUGUUUUGCUCCCAGCUUGCUUCCCUUUUCUGCAAAGAAAGGUGGUGUUAUAGAAAAAUAAUCAGGAGUGUAAGUAGCAGAAAUCUUUGUUUCAGUGGAGGGCAAAAAGUGAGGAUGAGCAGACUAACCUCUGCCUGGUCUCUGUCCUUGCCUACCUGAAUUGUGUAGAGCAGAGGGAAGGCUUGUUCCAGAUGUGUUAUCAGGCUCUAGAGUCACAGCAGACAAAUGAAUAGUUGCACAGGAGUAGCACACAUGAAUAGUUGCACUUUAUUUCAGGGCAUCCCCCGGUAGUGGCAGGAAUUAGUCAUUACAAACAUUAGGUCACAAAUGGAAUAUCAAGCAGUUACAUAGUGCAGUGAUCUUCACAUGUUAGUGACCAGAGCAGCACUCAGGGGCAGUUCCUAUGAUGGUGGUUAAGGUUGUGGUAGAAACUAUCUCAAACAUUGAUUAAAAAAAGUGUUGCAUUCUUUAAAUUAACUCUGGCAAUAGUGGAGGGGGAAAGGGAGAAGACAGGGGCCAGACCUAGCUCUUGGUCUUGCAGAAUGUUCCCCCAGAAGCACUCCUACCCACACAUGAGAUGCAGUUCCUGGGGACCAGGCCUGUGUUUCCUUCCUCAAGUAAGCUUUUUGUCUCAGAGGAAAAGUACAGUCAAGUGCUCAAAUCUACUCUCAGCCUAGGAACGUGAGCACAACGUGAAGUUUAACUGUGCAGAACCCAACCCAAAGCUCCCUGCUGUGCCAUGAGCACUCUGCAGAGUUAAGUAUUAGGAAACAUUUCCCUUACACGAGAGGCUUCCCCCCCCCCCCAUUGUGUAAAACUGCCCACUUUAUUUUUGCUUAAACUUCUGGAACCAUAUUGCUGCAUAGAAGGCCCUUGUGCUUCAGCCUUGACUGCUUUACACUUCAACUGCUCUAAGUGUACAGUCUGCAGUUUAAUAGCCAAAUCCAGACGAGCCAGAAAAGCUCACAGCCUGGUUCAAGGAAAGCAGAAAAUUGAAACAGCAGGGUCUCUUACCAAGUGGCUUGAGCAAGGAACGUUAAAAAUUAGGGGAUUAGAACUAACAUUGCUACAAAAAUGAUCAGUGGAUGCUCUUCCACCUUGUUUAACCUAGCUGCUGCUCCUCUGCCCAGUUAAGAUUAGACCUACCUCAAACAGUUCAAGAAAUAAAAGGCAGAGAAAAGCCUUGCAUGUGUAUUUUAAAUAACCAACAACCCCCCCCCAAAUUGCUGUCUCUUACCAAUGUGGGUUGAGUCAGAACCACAGCUCAGUCAAUGUCAUUACGGUUCAAGCUGAAACAUGGGUCACCUGAGGAAUAGGUGCUUAAAGUUUUGCUCUGUCCUUCCUAUGGGAAGAGGAACACCAACGCGAGGGCAGAGCUACACCCUGUCAGAGUACUGACGAUUCACAAAAACUCAGCGAGAGGCUCAGCGUGAGCACUAAGGCCACUCAGCAUAAGCCAGGGGACAUGGUUCAGUAGUCUAACCCUCAGCUGGGUAAGAAGCUCACAGAAACCAAGACGGGCAGAGCCCUUCAUCCUGCUGAGGUAGAUAUGACAUGCUCCACGCAGUUUGGCAGGGGAAGAGCUGUAGCUGAGACCUUACACACCUGCACACUGCAGGGAUUAGCCCAAUGCUCACACGUCUCCCGUUUGUAGCACGAAGCAGCUGGCUGCCACGUUCUCAGAAGAGACAGUUCAGUGGUACUAGAGAGUAACAUGGGGUGGGAAAUCUUCCCCCAUAACUCCAGGUUUUUAGGCAAAUGACUUAAUUGAGUCUUUUCAACCAGGGAGGCCUCUCCCCUCCUCUUUUGAUACACUCGGCCUUUGUUCUAAGCAGAUGAAGGGUAGAGACAAGUCCCUGCUCUACAGAUCAGAAUCAUUACUUAUAGCACAAAUGGCUCAACAGUUUUAUUAAGUAAGUAGGACUCCCUCCCUACCUGCUUCUCACUCGCAUGAACAGUUACAGAACAGCUAAAACAGUAGGUCCGCUAUUUUCACACACACACCAGCUGCCCCUACACCUUCAACCUUAAAAGAAAUCCAGCUCCCCCAGAGGAAAGGCACCAUUUGAAGCUCUGAAAUUCUCCACAGCUGCCAGAACAUUUAGGUACCAGCCAAAGCUUUGGGGGCAGGUAAGGUACCAGAAAAAAGAGGCAGAACUUCAAGCACUGCCUAUGCUAACAGGAGCAAGUGGAAAAGGAGCCAAGCACCUGUCUGCUGGAGCAGGGCCUUUGGCCUUGCAUCUGCUUUGUUUCUCCCAGAGGAACUGCUCGCACGUACAGAGCCUCCUAUGUCACCCCAGGGUCAGCGUUCGCCCUGGGGAUAGCGUGCAGCCUAACUCAGCACCUUCAGAGAGCAAGAGCAGAUCCAGCACGCUAGCUUUCCAAGGCCAGCCGACGGUUUGUUAGCUUGUCUCUGCUCUAGGCACCAGAGCAAGGCUCCACCUGGGCAGCACAACAAAUGCAGAAACAGCUACCCAAAACACUUUCUAGCAACAUGUGAGAAGUCAAUGCAGCACGAGGCUGGUUAGCAAAGCACCACGGGGCAGAUUCCCUAUGGUAUUUCAGCUGAGACCCUCCUGCCAUACCCCUCCAAAAGGGGGGGAGCAGCUCUCACAGCAACAUCUUCUGAAGGCAAAAUAGGACAGUGAUCACUACAAAUAGCAAUGCCUGGAACAGAAGGGACCAGAUUUCAGGGGACGACACUGCAAACACCGCUGUAGUCAGCCUAAGCAGUGCCUGGGCUGCAGCCCUGCCCUCAUCACAUGGGCACAAGGCCAGUGCAGACCCUCAUCCUAGUUCUCCAAGCAGGCAUGGAGGGAUAUAAAACGGCGUGUUCAUUCUUCCCCUUUGCAUAUGCAUGAAAAUUAAUUCUAAAACGUGAACAGUUUCUGGUCCACCUUUCACUGCCUACACUACCAGGUGGGCAGCUGUCCUAUGCUCCCACCUCAAGCUCACUGUGAGCCCUGGCUGCCAAUAUUAAAGGCCAGAGAAUUUUGUUUCUUUUCAGAAGUGUGAUAGGUACCCAGCUACCAUUAAUAGCGAUGGGAGCUGAGGACCUAAGGCCUUCUUAAACCUGCUUCUCAGCACAUGGGUACAGACAGGCACACCUUCCCUUCUUCAUGCAGGCUUUGUGCUCAAAGGGAACCAAUGGAUCUAUUGGGACUUACUUCCCAACGGAUCUUGGGGAAUCUCCUUCCCAAGCCACAUUGGAGCGUGGGAGGAAUACUGCAGUGCCCCAGUGCUUCCAGGGACUCACCCCAACACCGUCUGCACCAUACACCAAGUAACAAACAAAAAGUCAGAGCAACACUACCCUGCUCCGUUGUGCUUUCCCUGAUUCAUUCAGUCACUGUGCCAGAAAGAGGGAGGAGGAAAGGAGAAAAAACAAGAAAAAAAAAAAA
This is a messenger RNA of Struthio camelus australis, 5120 nucleotides long. The record is from RefSeq and is a predicted model, not a curated record. Lineage: Eukaryota; Metazoa; Chordata; Aves; Struthioniformes; Struthionidae.